This is a messenger RNA of Centrocercus urophasianus (Greater sage-grouse), 512 nucleotides long. It is a transcript of the gene MRPL54, whose product is annotated as mitochondrial ribosomal protein L54. The record is from RefSeq and is a predicted model, not a curated record. Gene Ontology annotation, cellular component: mitochondrial large ribosomal subunit. NCBI's taxonomy places the organism in Eukaryota, Metazoa, Chordata, Aves, Galliformes, Phasianidae. The transcript has 3 exons. Gene Ontology annotation, molecular function: structural constituent of ribosome. Bases 12 to 377 code for a protein of 121 amino acids.
CCACGGCCGCCAUGGCCGCCCGGCUGCUGCUGAGGGCGGUGAGCGCCGUGCGGCCCGGCCCGGCCCGCGGCUACGCCAAGAAACCGGGUGUGAAGGUGAAGGGGAAGAGCACUCCAAAGGAGCAGCUGAAGGGGCCGGAGGUGUGCACAGACCCCGUCAAGUUGGCCAACUACGCCGUGGGGGUCAAUUACCUGAAGGACAGCCCUGAGGUGGCCCUGAAGCCCGACUCUGAGUACCCUGAGUGGCUGUUCCAGAUCCACCUGGGUCCCCCCAAGAAGCUGGAGGAGAUGGACCCCGAAUCCCUUGAGUACUGGAGGCGCCUGCGGAAGUACAACUCGUGGCAGCGCAACAAGCUGAAGAAGAGCAGGAAGCUGUGAGGGGCUGUGAUGAGGCAUCAGGUGUUGGUGUUGGUGUUGGUGUUGGCGUGGCCGACUCUGGGGCAGCUCCCACUGCCAGUCCCAUCUUCUCACUACAGACUGACAAUAAAUCUCAGCUGAGGCCUCUCACAGAAA